This is a messenger RNA of Dunckerocampus dactyliophorus (ringed pipefish), 4179 nucleotides long. Its product is annotated as E3 ubiquitin-protein ligase SMURF2-like. Gene Ontology annotation, biological process: ubiquitin-dependent protein catabolic process; negative regulation of BMP signaling pathway. The record is from RefSeq and is a predicted model, not a curated record. Lineage: Eukaryota; Metazoa; Chordata; Actinopteri; Syngnathiformes; Syngnathidae. Gene Ontology annotation, molecular function: protein binding; ubiquitin protein ligase activity. The transcript has 20 exons. The coding region runs from base 332 to 2659 and encodes 775 amino acids.
UCAGCCACUCAUCACGAAGCAGCCUAGCAGUAGAGUAGACGCUUGUUCGGAUGGAGGGUGAACCUUUCACUUGAUUACCCGUUGUUCGGGGCAUGUACGGCAUUUGGGAGUGUAGCUGCUUGCACUUAUUUUUCCACCAGUGGGGAUUAUUAUCAUUUUUUUCCAGCGAUGUGGUUAUUGACAACACCACACAGCCAGUGAUGUGCCAUGGUGGUGAUACAACAAGCUAAGCUAGCAGGGAGGGGGGGCUGAUUUGGGAGAUUUUGAAUAAGUUUAACAAAUGAGUCACACACUUUGUUAAUUUUGAACGAACUGCAACACAAAAGUUGGGAUGUCUAACCAGGGAGUUCGGAGAAAUGGCCCAGUAAAGCUACGGUUGACAGUUCUGUGUGCAAAGAACCUGGCAAAGAAAGACUUCUUCCGGUUACCUGAUCCUUUUGCCAAAGUUGUGGUGGACGGUUCUGGACAGUGCCACUCUACAGAUACUGUGAGAAAUACAUUAGACCCCAAGUGGAAUCAACAUUAUGAUCUAUACAUUGGAAAGGCUGAUUCCAUCACCAUUAGUGUUUGGAACCACAAGAAGAUACACAAAAAGCAAGGAGCUGGUUUUCUGGGUUGUGUCCGGCUCCUCUCCAACGCCAUCAACAGACUCAAGGACACCGGAUAUCAGAGACUGGACCUCAAUAAGCUUGGCCCCAAUGACAAUGAUACAGUGAGAGGGCAGAUAGUCGUAAGUCUUCAGUCAAGGGACCGCAUUGGUACUGGAGGACCAGUGGUGGACUGCAGUCGUUUGUUUGACAACGACCUACCCGAUGGAUGGGAAGAGAGACGAACAGCCUCUGGAAGAAUCCAGUACCUGAACCACAUUACACGCACCACACAAUGGGAGAGACCCACCAGGCCAGCAUCGGAGUACUCCAGCCCAUCCGGGCGGCCGCUGAGUUGCAUGGUGGACGAGAACACACCGGUGAUGACGCCCAUUAAUGGGGCGGAGGCCUGCGGUCCCCCGGGCGAACAGCGGAUCCAGGAGAGACGGGUGCGAUCGCAGCGGCACCGCAACUACAUGAGUCGAACACACCUGCACACGCCUCCUGACCUCCCCGAGGGUUAUGAGCAAAGAACAACUCAGCAGGGCCAGGUGUACUUCUUGCAUACUCAAACAGGAGUCAGCACCUGGCAUGAUCCUCGCGUUCCCAGGGACUUGAGCAACGUGAACUGCGAGGAGCUUGGCCCUCUGCCGCCAGGCUGGGAGAUUAGAAACACUGCAACCGGUCGUGUGUACUUCGUGGACCACAACAAUCGAACAACCCAGUUCACAGACCCGAGACUGUCUGCGAACCUCCAUCUGGUUCUCAACCCCAGUCCAAAUGGAUCCCGUGUGGCCACAGACAGCCAAAACACUAACCUCAGCCAUCCAGCUCAGUUGAAGGGACAGGGAGGUCCUGGUGUGCCCCAACAGGCUCUGUCCCCAGCCCAGUUGCCAGAGGAGGCAGAGUGCCUGACAGUGCCCAGGUACAAGAGAGACCUGGUGCAGAAGCUGAAGAUUCUACGUCAGGAGCUGUCUCAGCAACAGCCUCAGGCGGGCCACUGUCGGAUCGAGGUGUGCCGGGAGGAAAUAUUUGAGGAGUCAUACCGGCAGGUGAUGAAAAUGCGACCGAAGGAUUUGUGGAAAAGACUGAUGAUCAAAUUCAGAGGAGAGGAGGGUCUAGACUACGGUGGUGUGGCAAGGGAAUGGUUAUACUUGUUGUCCCAUGAGAUGCUGAACCCUUACUACGGCUUGUUCCAGUACUCCAGAGAUGACAUCUACACUUUACAGAUUAACCCCGACUCUGCUGUCAACCCGGAGCACCUGUCAUAUUUCCACUUUGUGGGUCGCAUCAUGGGCAUGGCCGUGUUCCACGGCCACUACAUCGACGGAGGCUUCACUCUGCCUUUUUACAAACAACUGUUGGGAAAGCCCAUCACACUGGACGACAUGGAGUCUGUGGACCCCGACCUACACAACAGCCUCGUUUGGAUCCUGGACAAUGACAUCACUGGUGUCCUGGACCACACCUUCUGCGUAGAGCACAAUGCCUAUGGAGAAAUCAUCCAGCACGAGCUCAAACCCAAUGGAAAGAGCAUUUCUGUCUCAGAGGACACCAAAAAGGAGUAUGUCAGGUUGUAUGUUAACUGGCGUUUCCUCCAUGGCAUUGAGGCUCAGUUUUUGGCCCUGCAGAAAGGCUUCAAUGAGGUCAUCCCGCAGCAUCUGCUCAAGUCCUUUGACGAGAAGGAGCUGGAGCUGAUUGUGUGCGGCCUGGGGAAAAUCGACGUCUCUGACUGGAAGUCUAACACGCGUCUGAAACACUGCACGCCCGACAGCAACAUAGUCAAGUGGUUCUGGAAGGCAGUGGAGUCGUUUGAUGAGGAAAGGAGGGCCCGCCUGCUGCAGUUUGUCACAGGCUCCUCCAGAGUGCCCUUGCAGGGCUUCAAGGCGCUACAAGGUGCUGCAGGGCCACGACUCUUCACCAUUCAUCAGAUUGAUGCCAACACCAACAACUUGCCCAAAGCCCACACCUGCUUCAACCGCAUCGACAUUCCGCCUUACGAGAGCUACGACAAGCUGUACGACAAGCUGCUGACCGCAAUCGAGGAGACGUGCGGCUUUGCGGUGGAAUGAGACACAUCUUUUUGCGCGCGUGCGCGCAUGUGUAUCUGUGCACGAGUGCAUGCUGGUGUGUUGACGUGUGACUGUACGAAGGACACCACAACUGAGCAUCCCCGCAGUCUUCCUCUUUGUGUUCUCGCUGCUGUCCACGUUCUUCCCCGUGUCAGUAUGACUUUGUUCAGUGUUUCUUUGUGUUGUAGCAGCAUCAUUUCAUCAGCAACAUGCAGACGCUACUGUGACCUCUCGCCAUGUCGUCUUCAGGUAGCCACUUCUUGCCCACACGCUCUCUUUCCAUGUUUAUGAAGGUGGAGGGACACACAUUCAUCCUACCUCAGUCCAAACCCUUACGUAUGCGUGUGUGUGUGUGUGAGAGACAGAGUUCAAUUGAGACGGUGUUUAAAAAUAAGGACUCUGGUGAAGAAGAUGUGUGCAUGUGUGUCUCUUUUUUGUUGUUUUCUUUUUAUAGGCCAAUUGUUCUCACAUUCACCCACAUGGUUUUACACUUUUCCUGUCCCCAUCACAUGUCACCGCCGCAAAGUGUUGCCGGGCAGAUUAUUUUCACUUCUCUCUUCUCACUGUAAAGCACUUUAAAGCAAGUGAGUGAUGGUGUCAGGAGUGCUUUUUUUUUCUUUUCCACAUGACUUUAAAAAUGUAUCAUUAUUAUGUUAAGAGAUAUACGGAGGAAAUCAUAUCUGAACACCUGCAUUGUUUGAGAAUAUAUAUAUAUGUACAAAUAUAUGAUUUUUCUAUGUGUUUGCUUGUGGUUUGUCUUUCACAGACCUCUUUGCAUUCUCAGGUGAACUGCUUUUUUUUAUUCUUCUCUUGUUGGGUGCUGGGAAGUGUGAUUUUUUUUUUUUUAACAUGAUAAAAUGAGAAGGCACCUGACUUCUGAUUUAUUAUUAUUAUUAUUAUUAUUGAAUAGUCCUCUCAUCGCAGCUUGAAGCAACACGGGGAUGUUUCCACUAAAUUGGAAGCAGCACAGAGGACAAUAGUUUCAUAUCUAAAUAAAUGUGUUUCAAUUAGUAACAAUAAAACAGACUAAUUGCUCAGAAAAUAUGCCUAUUUAUGUGCGUACUGUAGCUAUUUCUUUUUAUUGUUAUCGGAGACAGAAGAACAACCCAAUGCAAUGCAUGUACUAUUUGCGUACAUCAUGUACCAAACAGAUCACAUACUGUAUAUGCACACAUGUAAGACUGUCCACUGGUGAUCUUCAUUUUGUGUUUUCUGGCUUCUUCACUCGUCCCUGCAAACGAUUUUGGGCAUUUUUUUAGGGCUUCGAGGCCAAAUUGUUCCCACUAUAAACAAAAGUAUUGGAAGUGAACACCAUCCCUUAACAAAAACGCUGAUUGCAACGAAUUCUGUACUUUUUCCAGGCUUUGUAUUUAUUAUUACAGUAAAUGUUAAUAGAUUUUUUUUCACCUUAGCUGCUCUGUGACACCUGUACAUAAGGUCAGUAAAGAUGCAAAGGUAAAAAUAUAACAUAAAAGAACAUUCUUGUACUAUUACAGAAAGCGGAGCAAUAAAACACUGCU